Pongo pygmaeus (Bornean orangutan) is the source of this 5193-nucleotide messenger RNA. Its product is annotated as mitochondrial intermediate peptidase-like. The transcript has 4 exons. The coding region runs from base 121 to 969 and encodes 282 amino acids. The record is from RefSeq and is a predicted model, not a curated record. Lineage: Eukaryota; Metazoa; Chordata; Mammalia; Primates; Hominidae.
CAAAAAAUAAUGUCCACUGGAAUUCGAUUAUGUCAUGAUAUUGCCUGCCCCCGCGCCCCCAGUCACGGCAGGAGGGAAGCGCAACCCUAGCCUUUCUUUACUCUAGAGACAGGAGGCGCUAUGCCGCGAUGGUGGCGGAGAAAGCAUGGGAGCCAGGCUCUUGCUCUCCGGACGUCCACGUGCCCAAGUCGAGGCGGCGCCCAGACCCGGAAGCAGGGCCGUCACGUGGGGCAGCGUGGGCCGCUGCCUUGGAAACGCAGAACGCGCGCUCCAGGUAAAAGUUGCUGCGCCCAGGACAGGGUUCUAACCGUGGAGGAAAGGACUGCUCCGGGACACCACGCUGUGCGCCGGAAAGCUGGGCAGAAAGCUGGGCGGAAAGCUGGGCGGCUUCGCAGCCAGAGCAGCGCCUCUGCGGCGCAGGCGGCGGGCCGGGGCAGCCUUGAAGCCGGGAUCCGGCCCGAAGGGUCAGCACCAGCUCGCCUCCGGUGGGCGCCGCCUUCGAUGUCAUUCAAUGUCAAGUUCCAGGGCAGUAGCUUGGACCCGUUUGGCGAGCGCGGAGUGAGUGGCGCAGGAGGAGCUCCCCUAGGUCCCCAAAGCGUCAUCACGUGGUCUUUUUCCAAGGACAAGGCUGCCUGCAGUCAAGGUCUUUUUGGAGUUCCUGAGCUGAGUGCCCCGGAAGGAUUUCAUGCUGCACAAGAAAAAGCCUUCAGAAAGACAGAAUUGCUUGUGGGCCGUGCGUGUUCCACCCCACCUGGGCCCCAGACCGUGCUGAUCUUCGAUGAGCUCUCGGAUUCCUUGUGCAGAGUGGCCGACUUGGCUGAUUUUGUGAAAAUCGCUCACCCUGAGCCAGCAUUCAGAGAAGCUGCGGAAGAAGCUUGUAGAAGUAUUGGCACCAUGGUGGAGAAGUACGUGCUGUUCCCCUCCCCACCUCCAUGCCAAGUCCUGGGUGAUCCGGUCGCAUGGACUUGAGCCGUAGGCAGUUUUGUCCAUAGCGCUUGUCCCCCGCCCAGCAGGGUGGGAGGUGUGUGUGACCAGGGGUGGCCGGAGGGAGGGCUCAGGACAGGCCAUUGGCUCACCUCGCAGGCGGGCACUGGGCCUCAGGGCUGGUCGUCUGUUCUCUCAGUCAUUUCCUUGUCUGUAAAUGGGGUCAUAAAGUUAACCCUGCCUCAGGGUCCUUGUGACGGUUAAAUGAGAUCAAUGUAAAGGUGUCACUUGAUAAUCUGAGAUGACAGACACCCAGGAUUCUUGUCAUCACCAUUAUCACUUACCUUAAAUAAGGGCUUUUUAGUGUCCUAGUGGCAAAUUGGACUUACUAGAUUAUCGCUGGAUGAAAUUGCUGUUGCAUCGAUGGCUGUGGGCCACAGGGCGAGAAGCCAAAAUGCUCUAUAAACAGUGUCCUUGUAGCCCCCGUGGAGUUGGAAUUAGGGGAGGCCUCCUGUAAAAGUCUGUGGGAGAGCUGGAGCAGGCUCUGGCUGAGGCUGUGAUGGAGUGAAUUAUUUUAAAGUGAUUUUGGGGUAAAUGUAAAUGUUUUUAAGCCACUUAUGAGAGCUCCAUAGUGCUUGUUAAAAUAACUGAAUGGUGGACAGCGCUGUAUUCCAACACACUUAGCUGCAUGGCACCAUGCCAGGCAGUGUAUAGAGCGAGGCCUGGGCUCGCCAGCAUGGAUUUACAACAGGGAAAAGGGGGUAACACGAUAAGACGAUUUCCUAUAUCAGAAAUUGUUGGAGGAGGAGAGUGAUGGCUUUUCUGGUUAGACGAGGCUUCCUUGGAAGACCCAAUGCUUCAGGAUGUGCAGCUGCUGCUUUUCCCCAGGUCGCCAACAUUUGUUCACCUUGGCACAAUCGUGUGUGACUUUCCCAUAGCCGCUGAAAACCAACUUGCGUAAUGGGAUAGAACUGGGCCCUGCAGAGUGCAGGCACUGGGCAUGCUGACAGGGCUGAAAGUGAGGACUCCCUGGGAGAAAGCUUUGCCUCUCGGGGAAAGGCCCCUGGAAAGGAGUCAGCAGUGGGCUGCCUGCUCGAGGCGCUCUGCACGCUGUGUCCUGCCGAAUUAGACAUGGGCUGGUCUCAUGGACAAGCACUCUUCAUUUUGUGGGAGGACAAAUACAGACUGAAAUAUGGGCUUUAUCUCAGGGUCUUCCAACAUAAAACAUACUGGGAGAUUUCCUUAAACCUCUGCAGUGAGGGCAGUGCGGGCAGCCUCUGAGCUGCUAUUCCUUUGCCAUGGAAUGGCUCCGUGGGUGAGCAGGUUAGGAGGAGGUAGGCCUCCACACUCACUCUCUCCCUGACUUCUGGGAUCCAUGUGUGGGAGUCUGGCCCUUCUUGCUGAGUGUUUUUAGAUGAGUAAUGACUACCUCUGUUUCACUAGUAUUUGGGAAGGCCCAUGUGAAUGGUAACAGAAACCCUUCGAUUGAUGUGAAUCUUCAGUGUUUUUAUUGUGAACCAGCUGAGGAACAGGAGUAUCCUUGAGUCUCUGAGUAGGAACUGGUGGGUGGUUCUUAUAAGAAAGAGAUGAACCUGAACUAUAAGGAAGCUUAUAAUAGAGUUAUUUUCUAUUACUUUUUCCUCAUCUAGUUUUCUUUUGACAUUUUAGACCAUUAGGACACCUUGACCAAGCUCUAGGGGAAAGCGGGGAGAGAGGAAAAAGAAAAUAAUAAAGCCUCUUGAUACAGACUAUGUUUGAAGUUUCAUUCCUCAAACAUGUGAACUUGUGCAGGCAAUACAGCAAGAGAGACACGGGAAUGAUAAAGAAGGAUAAGAUGUGAAAGAUACAGUCUAACUGCUAAUAUUGUUUCGUGUAUGUACCUUUUAAUAAGAGUAAAGCUUCCCGGCUAAGUUGGGUUGGGGCUCUUGAUGGUGGAAUCUCAGAUAUCAGCUAGUACAAGAGAAAGUGGAGCCAGGGGUGGGUGGGCUGGGAAUGGCAUUCAACCAGGCUGGGGACUUGCUGGAAAGGCAAAUUCUCAGGCUGUAUUCCAGGACUACUCGGGAUUGGUCCCAGUGCUGUUUUAACCAACCCUCCAGGUGAUUCUGAGCACUCGCUAGUUGGAGAACCACUGGGUUAGGGAGCUAAGGUCUCUCAAGUCUGCUUGAGAAGGGCUGCCACAACCACCAGUGAAGGAGAUGGGUUGAGUGAUUGCCCAGGGGCACUUGGCUGGUACCAGGAAGGGUGUGGAUUUGAGUCCAAGCCUUCCAAUUCUAAGUCCAGGGACUUUUAUACUCUGCCAAAUAAUACUAGAAACAAACAAAAUCUCCUGUCUCCCCUGACCUUUUAAAUUUAACAUGUGAAUUCACUUAACUCCAUAAAAACAAUAAACUACACUUGGGUCUUUAAUAUAUAAAACAGAACAAACUGUUUAACACCGUGAGAAGAUUCAGCUCCCUCACUUGAGCUAAUAUUGUUAAUUUAGUUUUGUUGAGGGAAUUAGCCACCUCUUGCUUUGAUGGAUUCUCUUCUUUCUACCCUACCCUGCCCAGCAUGAGGAAUAAUCUCUAGUCCUGCAGUGGUGUAUAGCUCUGUCUGUUCUGUGCUCUUCUGUCUAUUCUGGGAUGAGACUGGACUUUCUUGUCUUUUGUUCAGGCAGGAGCAAUGGCAUUGAAAAGUUGAAAGAAAAAUAAAGUCAGCAGGGGAUAGACUUUUGAGAUUCUAGCUUUUGAAGCCAAACAGAUUGAUCUAAGGAAUUCAGUCUUUUUCUGAUUCUUUGUAUUGUUAACAUCGUCUUUGCCUGCAUGUUGAGUGACUUCUGGCCACCGAGGGGCAGCACUUCAGCCUAUGGCCAUGUGGGAGGCAUUUUCUUCCUUUUGGCUGAAGCUUUGGGUAGGAUGGGAGGUAGGGAAGGUGGGGAGUGGGUGGCACAACCCUCUGUCUGUAGCAUUUAACCCACACAGUGGGCUUGGUGACAUCCUAGUGACUUGAUGUAUUCCACCCCUAGAAUCCAACCUUUCGUGUCAUUAUGGCCAGACAUUAUACACUCAGGGCAUAAAUAUGCUGCACAUAGAAGCUAUAGGGAAACGAUACUGGGGAGAUCCAUUCCGUAAUAAUUGUGACUUGACCAGUUAGAAAUAUUACCCAGGGACAAGCAUUCUUAGAAAUGUUUGACCAUUAAGGUUCUUAAACCAUUAAGAACCACCACUUUUUCUUAAAGUUCUUUCCCACCAGUAUAUAUUUUAACACAUCUUUUAAAUUCCCAUAGUAAGUGCUAAUUCCCUAGUUACCAACUUACUUUAGAAUCUAGUUAUUCUGCCUGUCUAGGCUCAUGCCCAUCUAGAGCUGCAUGCUUUCAUGUGGUAGCCACUAGCCACAUGUGGCUAUUUAAGUUUGAAUUAAUUAAAAUUAAGUACAAUUUAAAGUUCAGUUCUUGGGCCACACUAGCCACAUUUCAAGUACUCAGUAGUUCGAUGUGGCUAGUGGCUGGACAGUGCAGGUGUGUAAUAUUCCCAUCAUUUGAACACACCGCCCUAGAACUCUGAAGACUACAUAAUGUAGAAAUAAAUAUUUAAUAUAGGUGCUGGUUAGGAUAGGUUUGAUAGGAGCAAAGGACACGAGAAGACACUAUAAAUUGUAAGAGAGGUAUACGUAGUGGGUGGGAAUAGCUGAAAUUUGCCAAAUUUAUCAAAUUUGCUGACCCAUUUGAAAGGUGUGGCUUAAAGAUGUACUUUUCACUCAUGACCAGCUCAGUUGAGUUGGGGAGGUUCUGCCUUUCACCAUGGACUCCAAGUUCUUCAUUUGGGCUGGGCAUGGUGGCUCAUGCCUGUAAUCCAGCACUUUGGGAGGCCAAGACAGGCAGAUCACUUGAGCCCAGGAGUUCAAGGCCAGCUUAGGCAACAUGGUGAAACCUCCUCUUUACAAAAAAUACAAACAUUAGCCGGGAGUGGUGGCAUGCGACUGUAGUGUCAGCUACUUGGGAGGCUGAGGUGGGAGGAUAGCUUGAACCUGGGAGGUCAAGGUUGCAGUGAGCUGUGAUCAUGCUACAGCAUUCCAGCCUGGGUGACAAAGUGAUACUUCGUCUCGAAAAAUAAAUAAAUAAGUUAAAGUCCUUUUUUGAUACUCUGCAUCCUGACAGCUAAUGAUAACAGACAUAGAGUGUGGAUGAUAAUUCUGUAGGACAUCAAUUUUGCCCACAUUUUAUUGGGCAGAACUCCUUACAUAGCCUCACUUAGAUUAGAAAAAGUAAAAAAAAAAAAAAAAAAAAAAAAA